This is a messenger RNA of Bacidia gigantensis, 282 nucleotides long. RefSeq lists its product as uncharacterized. The record is from RefSeq and is a predicted model, not a curated record. The transcript is spliced from 4 exons. Bases 1 to 282 code for a protein of 93 amino acids. Lineage: Eukaryota; Fungi; Ascomycota; Lecanoromycetes; Lecanorales; Ramalinaceae.
AUGAACAAUGCCCGGUUAUCGUCAGAUAGACUACCUGAGCCGGCCAUCAAAGACAAUGCUGGCGCCAACUUUGGGCCAUUAGGGGCAUUCUUCCUAGCGAAUGAAGCACAGAAAGGUCCUCUGGCAGGGGGCAGUAAUCCAAAUGAGUACACCUAUCAAGGCUUAUACGACAUCGGCCACAACCUUUUUGCAACCGACAAUCUCUUUUACAAUCCCUCCGCCCUUCAUGGAUACGUGGACGCUCUGAAAAUAUACCUGUCCUUCGUCGACCUGCUUGACUAA